AUGAAGGUGGCUGCCCUGGUGGCCAAGACUCCCCAGCUUUUCAGAGGCGCAGGGUCUCUGCCCUCUGCCGGCUCCUGGGUUUUUGGUGUGGUGACAGCUCUGGGCUUCCCUGAGUGGAUGCCACGCCUGUCCCCUGGAGGUGUGCCUGACACUGACCUGCUUUCUCAGCCAGCUGCCUCCCCCAGAGCCACCUGUCCAGCUCCUGGUCCAGCACCCAGCAGCCUCUCUAGCUCCAUGGGCUCCUAUACGCGGUGGCCUGAGGUUUCCUACAUACAAAAUGAUCGGGAAACCCUGCAGUUCCUGAACGAGCGCCUGGCCAGCUACCUGGACAGGGUGCGGCUGCUGGAGCGGGAGAAUGAGGAGCUGGAGAAGCACCUCCGGGAGGCCAGCCAGCAGCAGCCGCCUAUGGGGAAGAGCCCUGAUUACCAGCCCUACUUCCGGACCAUCGAGGAGCUGCAGCAGAAGGUUCUGUUAACCAAGGCAGACAACACCAGGCUGCUGGUGCACAUUGAUAACGCCAAGCUGGCUGCCGACGACUUCCGCACCAAGUACGAGACAGAGCUGUCCCUGCGGCAGCUGGUGGAGUCGGACAUCAACGGCCUGCGCAGGAUCCUGGACGAGCUGACCCUGUGCAAGUCCGACCUGGAGGCGCAGGUGGAGUCGCUGAGGGAGGAGCUGCUCUGCCUCAAGAGGAGCCAUGAGGAGGAAGUGGCUGAGCUCCGAAGCCAGCUUGGGGACCACCUGGACAUUGAGGUGGCUGCUGCGCCCCCAGCGGACCUGGCCAGCAUGCUGGAGGAGAUGAGGCGUCAGUACGAGGCCGUGGUGGAGGCCAAGCACAGGGACGUGGAGCAGUGGUUCAGCACACAGACGGAGGAGCUGAGCCAGCAGGUGGCCACGAGCUCUGUGCAACUUCAGAACUAUCAGUCAGACAUCAUCGACCUGAAGCGAACGGCCAACACACUGGAGAUCGAGCUGAAGGCCCAGAGCAGCCUGGGGGACUCCCUGGAGAACACGCUGACAGAGACCGAGGCCCACUACGGCUCGCAGCUGGCCCAGAUGCAGGGCCUGAUCGGCAACGUGGAGGCGCAGCUGGCGGAGAUCCGGGCUGACCUGGAGCGGCAGAACCAGGAGUACCAGGUGCUGCUGGACGUGCGGGCGCGGCUGGAGUGCGAGAUCAACACGUACCGGGGCCUGCUGGACAGCGAGGACUGCAAGCUGCCCUGCAAUCCCUGUGCCACGACCAACACAUGCAGCAAGGCAAUCGGGCCCUGUGUCGCCAACCCCUGCACACCUUGCCCACCCCCUGCCCCUUGCACACCUUGUGUCCCUCGCCCCCGCUGUGGCCCCUGCAACUCCUUUGUGCGCUAGACCCCAGGGACACCAAAGGAGCAAGGACACAGGGCCUGGCGCUCAGAGCUGGCCAGGGUUCACUGGAGAAAAGCAGGUUGAAAACGAGAACCGAGUGGCUGGAGCAGCCCAUAUGGCGGCCUAGAGAUGCACUGGACCCCUGGCCACCAGCCUCCUGCAGACCCUUCCCUGCCCGUCCUUUCCUUUAUGGGUCUCUUUCUUCCUCUGCUGCUGAAUUCUCCAAGUGCCAGCCCUCCCUUGCCACCUUCUAA
Molecule: messenger RNA, 1619 nt
Organism: Heterocephalus glaber (naked mole-rat)
Lineage: Eukaryota; Metazoa; Chordata; Mammalia; Rodentia; Bathyergidae
Source: RefSeq, a predicted model, not a curated record